AUGUACCGCGCACGCAAACAAACGACUGACGUGAAGCAAAUAUUAACUGAUCAAAUACCACUCAACCGUGAUAACAGUUACAAACUUUAUCGACUUCACUUCAAUGCCGCUCUAUCUCCUCAUUGCUCCAAUGGUUUCUGCUACAUCAACCCUUUUGUCGCCCGUAGCCUACAGAAGCCUGUUAAAUUUCUCUGGCGCUGCUUCAACAUCAAAGGGCCUCUUACAAGGACCUUAAUAAGUAACCCUCCUAGUGCUCUGAUCCUGGAGAGGUGUGACAGCAGACCUUGCAGGAUCCAAAGCCCCAACUACCCGGGGGUGUACCCCAGGAACAUCACCUGCUACUACAGGAUAGAGCACAGGCAGGUGCCCAGGGGGAAGCACGCCCUCCUGGCGGUACGGCAGAGGAAUAGUCACAAAGUUCACAUAAAGGACCAAGUUGUCAAAUACGACAGGAGUCAGCGAGUUCUCAGGUAG
Nezara viridula (southern green stink bug) is the source of this 474-nucleotide messenger RNA. The record is from the annotation of a GenBank genome assembly. Lineage: Eukaryota; Metazoa; Arthropoda; Insecta; Hemiptera; Pentatomidae.